This is a messenger RNA of Soboliphyme baturini, 234 nucleotides long. The record is from the annotation of a GenBank genome assembly. NCBI's taxonomy places the organism in Eukaryota, Metazoa, Nematoda, Enoplea, Dioctophymatida, Soboliphymatidae.
AUGGCGACCAUGUUGGACAUUGGCCAUCCAUCCGGCAGCGUCAAAAAAGAAGUGCCAUUUGAGGAGGUGAGUGACCGUGACGAAGAGCGGGUGAAAAAGUCGACCAUGAUGACGACGCCCAGCACCGCACCGCCCCGCAAAGCAUCGGAGACAAAACGACUACUUAGUUCGCGAUUGUCGCUCCAGCCGUUGCCGCCUCCGCCUCCGCCUCAGCCGGCAUGGCUCGUCAUAUAA